Tachysurus vachellii is the source of this 2936-nucleotide messenger RNA. It is a transcript of the gene tdrd5, whose product is annotated as tudor domain containing 5. Bases 138 to 2855 code for a protein of 905 amino acids. NCBI's taxonomy places the organism in Eukaryota, Metazoa, Chordata, Actinopteri, Siluriformes, Bagridae. The transcript is spliced from 17 exons. Gene Ontology annotation, biological process: spermatogenesis. The record is from RefSeq and is a predicted model, not a curated record.
GUCUGAUCAAAGCUUACACCGCUAGUAUUGCAAAACAUAUUAAUAAAACACGAAAUUUUCCACCCCAAAUGAAAGCAGUGAAUGCUUGAGUAGCAGAUUGUGAGGACCUCUGGGAAACAAGUGUAAGAGGUGUGAUUAUGGAUACUGAGAAGCUUCUUUUAAGAGUGAAGAAGGAUGUUCGCUCACUCCUAAUUUCCUCCAAGCAUGGCCUUUCUCCAGAACAGCUCAGGAAGGACUACCAGAACAUGCUGGGCCACCCCAUUCCUCUUAGGGCCCUUGGUUUUCGCUCUGUGCUGGACAUGGUUAAGGAAAUGUCUGAUGCCGUGUACUUGUACUUUAACCUCGAUGGUACUAUAGUGUUAAAAGCAAUUGGGAAUGAGACCACAAGAGGCAUUGAAGAGCUUGUCUCCAAGCAGCGGAACCACAAGCAUAAGCCCAAGCCGAAAAGUGGAGGCACAGGUCUGUUUUCAUCACAUUCCCAUCACCAGCACUCAUUUGUCUUAGCUCGUCGAGGCCACGCUCCCCCUGCACUCCAUGCUCAGCUGCGAUCACAGCUCAGGCAGGUACUUGCACAUGGGCCCGUAGGGCUCUCUGACCUGGAGAGGUGCUAUGCAAUCCACUUCGGAAAGCCUCUCAAUGUCAUGCACUAUGGUUUUUACUCCAUCGCUGAGAUGCUGGCUGCUGCCUCGGACAUGAUCACAGUAAAGCAGACCCGCAUGGGGUCACAGCUGAUACUAAAGACUGAAAUCACAACAGUGAAACAGAAGCUCAAUAGUACAGCUGCACUCCCUAAACAGUCUGCAGGAAUAUCCAGACUGUCCACUAGCUCAGUCCUGCAAGAAACAGCACUGUUCAGCAAUGUUCAGCCUGAAGACCAGCAGAAAUCCAAACAGACUUCAUCAGCCAGCAGAGUACAGGAAAUUGAACCUGCCACAAUUGAAAUGCAAGAAAAGUCUUUUGAAAAGUCUGUUGCAAAGCUUGAGGAACAGUUCAGGAAGAGAAUUCUUGAAAAUUCAGAAGCAGGCACGGUCAGUCAGGAACUAAAGGACAAGCUUCGAAAGGUUGUUGCUAAGCACACUCAAGGCAUAGCCAUUCACAAACUUCCUACAGAGUACAAGAAAAUGUAUGGUGAGGACUUGCCUGUGGCUCAAUGUGGCUUCCUGAGUAUCACUGAGAUGGUUGAAACGCUCAGCGACACAUUCUGUGUGCAGCCAAGCACUGAGGAUGGAGCAGAGGGAAUACACAUCAUGGUACUCAAACCACAUGUCCAACCAGCUGUGUCUAUGAACCCUUCGACAGAGGGACACUACUUCAGCUGCAGUGAGACGGCCUGGGAGUGUCAGGAUGAUAGAGGAGAGUCCAUGGAGUCUUUAGACUCCAACCCUGAGAUCAAAACCACCAACAAGAUCAUCCAUCAGACAGGGAACAUUUUCCCAGUGACUGUUCUGAGCCGGGGCUCUGUUAUUCCUCUAGAUGCACUGCUGUGCCAGAAGCUGAAGCCUCCCACUCGCAGGAGAUACAGGGAUCUGGUGCCUGUUGUGGUGGAGAGGAUUGAGUCACCCAGCCACUUUUACAUCCGAUCUGAUGAAGACCACCGCAUCCUUGAGAACAUGAUGUUUGAAAUGAGGAGCUGUUAUUUCUGCCCAGAGGUGGCUGAACGCUACCAGCUCCCAGAUGCGUAUGUGCGACCUGGACAGGUGUGCUGUGUGGCCCCAAGAGACAUGUGGUUCUACCGGGUGGUGAUCCACCGACUCCUCAGUGCCACAGAAGUAGAAGUGUACUACGCAGACUUUGGAGACCUUAGUGUUGUCAACAGAAACAAGCUGAAAUUUCUGAAGUCAUGUUAUGCUGACCUUCCAGCACAAGCUGUUCCAUCUAUACUUGUUGGAGUGAGGCCAGUUAAGACUUCUUGGUCUAAAGAAGCCACCAGCUUGUUCCAGAAGAUGUGCCAUGAACGCACCCUGGUGGCUGUCGUUCACAGCUACCGACGCGACUUCCUGCUGCUUUUCUUGUGUGACACUAACACUGAGGAGGACAUCUACAUCCAUAGCGCACUUCAGACUGAGGGUCAUGCCGUAGCCUGUGCCACCGAUAAUACACUGGUGUUAGAGCAGUUUAACCCUGUGACUCUUUACCUCGGUGACAGCCAACUGGAGGAAGUAAAGGAACAUUUCGCAGCAGUGACUUCUUCUAGUGUCACAAAUGGACAAAACCUUACACAUCUUCAGCCAAAUGCCUCCACAGUACUCAGUCAGCAUUUGACAGGUGCUCAAGAGAAUCAAAAGGGAGAAAUGGCUUUUCUGGAUCUUCCUGAGCUGGAAUUCAUUGAUGAGGAUCAGGGUGAAAAUUCUAUCCCAUUCGAGUCUCUGCUGAAAAAAGAUCCGGAAUGUUUUGUUAACUGGGAUGAGGGAUGGACAAACAUGGCCAGUGUAGAUGAGGAGUCAAAACGUCUUCAGAAUGGCAAAGGGGAGAGUGCAAAAACUGCAUUUCUGUCACCUGUUCCGUUUAUUAAACCGGACCUAGAAACUCAGGCUGUUUUGGAGAGUAAGCCCACUUUAAAGCCUGCAUUGUCCCUGCACACACUCCUUGAUCAAACUCCAGGCAUGAUCCCCAGCUGCAGAGACCACACAGAUAUGUGUGCUGAAUUGUUCCAGACCUCGCCGUCAAGCGCUCUGAUUUUUCCUAUGUUCAGCUCUGGAGACAGGCGGGCUCAGGAUUCUCUCUUUCUUCGCCAUACAUCCCCUCUCGCCCAGGGACCCUCAGCCCGCAUGGCAGCCGGACCCAGCCUUCCCUAUUGGUACAAAGAAAGAGGUUUAAACAAACUGGCUGCCUCUACUCAUGUCUGCAUACACUGACUGUAACCAGCUACAGAGCUGUGCUGAUGUCUUUCUGAAAAAUUUCAGUGUUUGUUUUAUGUUGAAUGUAGGUUCACUUUU